AUCCGUUCUCUUCCUUCCCUUCCCAGCUCCAUCUCUAUACAGUAUUUGUGUCAAUAUUCACUUUAGAAUCUGUCUUUUCUUGAUGAUAAUCGGUGACGGCUGGUAUUUUUGAGACCGGUGAUAAUUUAAAUCUCCUCUAGGUAGGCAACCUCUUAAAUUAGCUAUGCCAAAAACUACUAUUUAUUAUUUCAUUUCUAUAAAAAUAGCGUCCCAAACUUGUUUUAAUAGAUCAUCUCUAACAUUUUCAUCUUUCAGUAUCUGGAAUUAACUCAAGCAUUCUCCUCGAACUUGAGCAACAGAGGAAAUAAUAUGAGUAGCUCAGAAGAGGUGUCGUGGAUUUCUUGGUUUUGUGGUCUUCGUGGUAACGAGUUUUUCUGCGAGGUACUAGCCUCAACUAGUGUCACAUUUAAUAAGCUUUUUUUAUAAUUACACCACAGGGAGACUUGAAUCCGAUGUAAUUCGUCCGGAAUAGGACAUACUCUACAGCAUAUAUUGUGCUUAUUGUGCUUACUUGUUUGAUUUUGUCACAUCAUUUGAUUUAAAGCCUCAGUACUAAUUUGUGAACAGCAAUAAGAAAUUUAAGCCAUUGUGAGUUAUUUCUUGUAACCUUUGUCUGUAAAUCUGUCAUUUAUAAUCUGCAGUUGAUGUUUGUAAUGAAACUACUUUACCUUGACUACCAUCAUGUGCAGAGAUUUCCCUAUAACCCCAAAUUGUUCUGAAACAAACUGGUAGUCCCAAAGGCAAUCUAUUGUUUUCUAUUAUCCAACAACUGUUAACCUCAAUGAAGGAAAAGUUUUAAACAGAAAUCUUGCCCCAUCAGGCCAUCAGAAUGUGGUGAGCAAAAUAUGAGGUGGUGGGAUCAGCGAUUUCAUAAAAUAGGAAAAGACUGCUGUCUUCCUAAAAAGUUGGUUGUAUUUAACAGGUUUUCCCAAGGCAGUUACUAAACUAGAUAUUAGUGACACUAUAAGUUUCUAAAAUUAGAGGAAGGGAUAUUGAUAUUAACAAAGAAGAGUCAUGUCUUACACAACUAAAACCUCAUUUUAGAAAAUUCUUGAUAUAAUUUAAGGAAAAUGUGUAUAACAUCCUUUACUUUACAAACAUAACCAAUGAUCCAUCCACAGUGCCCCAAGUUGCCAUCAUUUUGGCAUCUAAAUAUACACUUAUGAUUGCAAUUUUGCACCCUGUACCAUAUAUAGUCUGGGUUUAUCCCUUAUCUCUGUUGUAGUACAAGUCAUUUCAUCACUGCCACACUCAGGUCAUCAAAUUAAGGACUUUUGCUUCAAAUUUUGUUGCUAAAUUUUGGUAUAUACUUGCUGUACCAACCUAAAACAGUUGCAGCUUGAGGAAUUGUGUAAAUUCUGGUUUUCAGUUAAGUUGGCAUUCUCAGUAAAAAUUUUUGUAACUACUAACAACUCCUCUUCCCUGAUAAUGACCUCCACUAUGGUUGUCAAAGUGAUUUUCUGAUUGUUUAUUGCACUGCUCCUAUGUCAUUGAUUUUUAAAACCAUUUACCGUCUUGCUUAGUACUGUGACGACUCUUUUUUAUGCAAGGUUGACGAAGAUUACAUCCAGGACAAGUUUAAUUUAACUGGAUUAAAUGAACAAGUGCCACAUUACAGGCAGGCCUUGGACAUGAUAUUGGACAUGGAGCCAGGUUGGUGAAAUUAUUUUAUCACCAACAUGUACACUUUAGCUUUACCCUGAUGGUGAAAUUUGAUCAGUCAAUAGGGUUUACCGAAAUUUCUGUUGUAAACAGUCUUAAAAUUAUUAAUAUAAAUGUAUAUUAUAAGGUCAGCUAACUCAUUCUUGGAAAGGAUGAUUUUUGUAACUAAGAGCAAAUCAUCAAAUUUUCCUGAUGAACACUGCAUCCCAAUGACCAAGAUGAAUCUUGGAAAGUCUUACCUUCCCCACCUCUACAACUUGGGUGAAAUUUUCUAUGUGUAUAUGAACAAAACAAAAUUGUACUGCCAAAAGAUCCACCUGUAGAGUCAGGGCUCAUAUUAAGAGAGAAUAUAAACUAAUCAUGAUGUGUUUUAAAUUUUUUAUUGUUUUGUCAACAGAUGAUGAAUUAGAAGAUAAUCCAAAUCAAAGUGAUCUGAUUGAACAGGCAGCAGAGAUGUUAUAUGGUCUCAUUCAUGCUCGUUAUAUAUUAACCAACAGGGGGCUUGCGCAAAUGGUAAGUAUUGUAAGUUGUGCUGGCCAUCUAGUCUUACAUAGUAUUUUAAAUAAAAAGAUUGUGCUAAGUGCUUGGUUUAGUUUUUCCAGUAUGAUUACAAUUUCAAGAAUAUUUCAAAUGGUGGGUGCUUCUCAUAUAUCAAUUGUUUUUACAUAAAAGUGUUUCCAUGACUUGUUAGUACUUGAGAUAUAAUAUCUGUUUUUUAAAACAUGUCAUCAUCUGAAUGCAGGGAGAUUGAAAACAAGUAGAUUAGGCUCCUUGCAUCAUCUAAUGAAUUUCCACCAAAGGCAAAGUGAAUAUGGUCAAAUAAUCUCAUUCGAGAAGUCAAGGGAUUACAUGUAUACAAAAAUAUUUUCUGAACCUCAGGAGGAUAAUUUGUGCAAGUUCCAAGGUUAUUUUACAGGCAGAAGUAUUAGAAAAAAAUGCAUGAGUAAUUUUUGUGUAAAUUAUGUCUCUGUAUAUAGAUAAACUGUGUGUGGAGUGAGUAUUAUUAAGUUAUGUAAGAAAUGAGGUAAGCCAAGAGUUGUCAACAAAACCUUGUACAUGUACCACCUGACCAAACCUGCUGGCCAGUCUGCCUUUCACCUCAUUUUACUAAAAGUGCCAUUGAUGAAUCAUGCCAUUAUUGAAAAACAAUCAAUCAGAAUUUGCAGAAAGGUUCAUGUAAGCUUGGCAGAAUGUUUUGGAAUGAAUAAUAUCUGACUUAUGUACAGCCCUGUAAUCUGCAACCAACCUUAACUCUUUCAUAACUUGUGCUAUUCUACUAGAUCUUAAUAAACCAUAUGUUUAAUGUAUUUUGGGUGCCUUGUAGGAUUAUCAUCACAAUCCUCCUUCUGACCACUCUGCAAAUUGCUGUGAACAUACUGAAUGCCAACUUAACUUUGCAUGUUCUUAAACACAGCUUGAAAAAUACCAGAAUGGUGAUUUUGGACACUGCUGUCGAGUGUACUGUGAAAAUCAGGCAGUCUUACCCAUUGGUAAGUUCGCAAAGUUGAGGCUUGGGUAUGUGUAGUAUGUUAUUUUUCUCAUUUGCUUCAGUAUGUUAUCAUGUUGUCAGAGCAUUCUUUGCAAAGCUCACUUUCUUUUGUCAUCCAUAGGUUUGUCUGAUGUUCCUGGGGAGGCAAUGGUCAAACUUUACUGUCCAAAAUGCAUGGAUGUUUACACACCAAAAUCAUCUCGACAUCAUCACACAGAUGGAGCAUACUUUGGGACAGGUUUCCCUCACAUGCUGUUUAUGGUACAUCCUGAGUACAGACCAAAAAGACCAAACAACCAGUUUGUUCCAAGGUAAAGUGUUGUAAUGAGUGUGCAAGACUGUUUAGAUGAGUAACAAUAUUCAGAACCUUGAGGGAAAAAAGCAGUAACUACAAAUUAAACUGUGUUUCACUUUGAAAAAACUAAUAAACCAAUCACAUAAAAUUUAAAAAAUAUUUUCUCAAGGAGAAGGGUAGGCUUUGUCAGUUUAUUUUGGUUUUGUUCGAGUCAGUACUUCUUACCUUUUUUUUUUCUUUGUUUUUUUUUGUUAGGUUGUUUGGAUUUAAAAUUUCACCCAUGGCUUACCAGAUCCAGGAGAGAGCAGCAGCUCAGAGAGGACGGUCUGCAUCAGCACGUCCAAGAUCCACAAAACCUCAUUACAAAUAAGAACAAGUUAUUUUCUAUCCUACUCUUUCGUUUUAAUAUUUCCUAGUUUAAUGCCAUUUCAAGUUCUCAGAUUUGAGGAUAAAUGUUUUAAAAAUGGUUAAUUUGUUAAAGUGCUCAAUCUUCUUGUAACUAACAGUAUAUAUAGUGUUCUCCC
This is a messenger RNA of Pocillopora meandrina, 3970 nucleotides long. NCBI's taxonomy places the organism in Eukaryota, Metazoa, Cnidaria, Anthozoa, Scleractinia, Pocilloporidae. The record is from the annotation of a GenBank genome assembly.